Messenger RNA from Gastrolobium bilobum, 3130 nucleotides. RefSeq names its product mediator of RNA polymerase II transcription subunit 15a-like. The transcript has 13 exons. Bases 146 to 3061 code for a protein of 971 amino acids. Gene Ontology annotation, molecular function: transcription coactivator activity; chromatin DNA binding. Lineage: Eukaryota; Viridiplantae; Streptophyta; Magnoliopsida; Fabales; Fabaceae. Gene Ontology annotation, biological process: regulation of DNA-templated transcription. The record is from RefSeq and is a predicted model, not a curated record.
UUUACUCUUUACUCAUAUUUAAAAGCCCUUGUUAGACGGUAGCGUCAUUGCUAAGCCUUAAUUCACCUGCAAGCUCCCGAUUCAGACACGCCACCGCCGUUCACGCCACCACCGCCGUCCACCACCUUCAGUUAAUUUAGAAUUGAUGGAUACCAAUAAUUGGAGACCUAAUCAAGGCAAUGAACCCAAUAUGGAUGCUAGUGAAUGGAGAGGUCAACUGCAGCCUGAGUCACGCCAAAGAAUUGUGAACAAAAUAAUGGACACUUUAAAAAGACAUCUUCCUGUUUCUGGUCAAGAGGGAUUGCAUGAACUUCGGAAGAUUGCUCAAAGGUUUGAAGAGAAGAUUUUUACUGCUGCAACAAGCCAGUCUGAUUAUCUACGGAAAAUAUCUUUGAAGAUGCUUACAAUGGAGACUAAAUCCCAAGGCACCAUGGCCAACAAUAUGCCAUUGAAUCAAGGUGGCCCUAGCAAUCAACCUCCUGAUCCAGGGCUUGUUAUGCAGCCUCAAGUUCACAAUCCAGGGCCGCAACAUCCUAUUUCUUUGCCUAAUCAGCCCCAGUCACGCCAACAGCUUCUAUCUCAGAACAUUCAAAAUAAUAGUGCAUGUCAACCUAAUUUGCCACCUGUAUCUAGUCUAGCCUGGACUUCCAUCCAAAAUGUUGGCCAGAAUUCCAAUAUGCAGAACAUACCGGGACAGAUUUUAGUAGGGAGCACUAUUGGCCAGAAUUCCCACAUGCAAAAUAUGUUUGCUGGUUCCCAGAGACAAAUGCAAGGAAGGCAGCAGGUUGUUCCCCAACAACAACAGCAGCAGUCACAGAAUCCACAGCAGUAUCUGUACCAACAGCAACAGCUUCAACUGCAGCUUUUGAAACAUAAGCUCCAGCUGCAGCAGCAACAGCAACAGCAGAACCUUCUACAAUCAAAUCAAUUGCAAUCUUCUCAGCAAUCUGUCAUGCAAACACCAUCUGUUAUGCAGCAGCCUUCCAUGAUGCAAACAUCUUCUCUGUCUAGCAUUCAGCACAAUCAGCAGUCUAAUAAUAUUCAACAGUCAACACAGUCAAUGCUUCAGCAACACCCCCAAGUUAUCAGGCAACAGCCACAACAACAGACUUCUAUUAUUCAUCAGCAACAAACACCAAUGACUCAACAAUCAAUAUUGCCUCCACAACAGCAGCAGCAGCAACAGCUUAUGGGGGCACAGACUGAAGAGCCAAGUGGGGGUGAUUGGCGAGAAGAAGUGUAUCAAAAGAUCAAAACCUUGAAAGAAAAUCACUUGCCCGAGUUGAAUGAAAUGUACCAGAAAAUUGCUACUAAAUUUCAGCAGCAUGAUUCCCUUCCCAACCAACCAAAGUCAGAGCAGCUUGAAAAGCUGAAGGUAUUUAAAAUUAUGUUGGAGCGCAUUAUAACAUUCCUCCAGGUUUCUAAGAGCAACAUUACACCUCAUUUCAAGGAAAAACUUGGUCCAUAUGAGAAGCAGAUCAUAAAUUUCAUAAAUACAAAUAGGUCUAGGAAAGCAGUGUCUUCACUGCAACCAGGACAGCUUCCCCCUCCCCAUAUGCACUCCCUGUCACAGUCACAAUCCCAAGCUACUCAGGUGCAGUCUCAUGAAAAUCAAAUGAACACUCAGUUGCAAACGAAAAAUAUACGAGGUUCUGUAGCAACAAUGCAGCAGAAUAAUAUGACAAGCAUGCAGCAUAAUUCUUUGUCUGGGUUAUCCACAACACAGAAUUUAUAUCAAUCACAAAGACCCCUUCCAGAAACUUCAUCAAAUUCUCUUGAUUCAACAGCACAGACUGGACAGCCAAGUGGAGGUGAUUGGCAAGAAGAAGUGUAUCAAAAGAUCAAAACCAUGAAAGAAAAUUACUUGCCAGAGUUGAAUGAAGUGUACCAGAAAAUUGCUACUAAAUUUCAGCAGCAUGAUUCCCUUCCCAACCAACCAAAGUCAGAGCAGCUUGAAAAGCUGAAGGUAUUUAAAAUUAUGUUGGAGCGCAUUAUAACAUUCCUCCAGGUUUCUAAGAGCAACAUUACACCUCAUUUCAAGGAGAUACUUGGUCCAUGUGAGAAGCAGAUCAUAAAUUUCAUAAAUACAAAUAGGUCUAGGAAAACAGUGUCUUCACUGCAACCAGGACAGCUUCCCCCUCCCCAUAUGCACUCCCUGUCACAGUCACAAUCCCAAGUUACUCAGGUGCAGUCUCAUGAAAAUCAAAUGAACACUCAGUUGCAAACGACAAAUAUACGAGGUUCUGUAGCAACAAUGCAGCAGAAUAAUAUGACAAGUAUGCAACCUAAUUCUCUGCCUGGGUUAUCCACUACACAUCAGAAUAUGAUGAAUUCAAUGCAAACUAGUGCCAAUUUGUAUUCAGGACAAGGAAAUGCUAUGAACUCCCUACAACAGGUUCCAAUGAGCUCCCUUCAACAAAACACUGUUAGCGCUCCUCAACAAUCUAAUGUUAACUCCUUAUCUUCACAAGCUGGGGUAAACGUGAUCAAACCAAAUCUUAAUCCCCUUCAGCCAGGUUCAAGUAUACUUCAACACCAGCAACUAAAACAACAUCAGGAACAACAGAUGUUGCAGACUCAACAAUUCAAACAACAAUAUCAUCAGUUAACUGCUUUGGAGGCUUCUGAUUUGGAGUCAACUGCAACAUCUAGUAUCAAGAAGCCAAGGAUUGCGGCUAAUCAUGCCCUUUUGGAAGAAACUAAGGAGGUUAAUCAGCAACUUAUUGACACUAUAGUAGACAUAAGCGAUGAAGAAGUUGAUCCAACUGCAGCAGCUGCUGCUGCUGAAGGAGAAGAAGGGACCAUUGUCAAAUGUUCUUUCAGUACUGUGGCUCUUAGCCCAAGCUUAAAAUCCCAAUAUGCUUCAGCACAGAUGUCACCAAUUCAAUCCCUGCGCUUGAUUGUGCCUACAAAUUAUUCUAAUUGUUCCGCCCUACUACUUGACAAGUUUCCAGUUGAAUCCAGGUCCAAAGAUCCAAGAGGAUGGUUCCAAGCUGGUAUGAUUGUUGUAUUUUGUUUGAUGCUGAUAUUUACUACUUUGAAAUAUGGAUUAUGUAUCUAAAUGACAUUUUGUUGUGUAAUGAGCUAUAAGGGAUUGUCACUAGAAUUAUAUUUUUGGUAACUUAAUGUA